CUAUCUAUAUCUAUACCGAAGGAGUAAAAAUUAGCCUGGCAACUUUGGAAUGACGUUUAACGCCUUGAAUUAAAAUGGCCAAGAGAGGAAGAGAGCAUGUUUAAGUGAGUGAGAGUUUUGUUUUGUAGCGUUAUUUUAUUUAAUUAGCCGUCAGGUAUUCAAUGUCAAUAUUUUCCAAGUGUGAUUUACUUCAGUAUUGUGGUUGCAGUUUGCAACAUAAACAAAUGUUCAUUAGGUUAAAUUGUGUUUACUCAAAAGUUGUAAAAUAGUGAAAUCAACAUCAUUAUGAAGUGAAAUCUAGUAUGGGAUAGUCGUGAACCACUUGUUUGACCCACAUAACAUUAAAAGCCUUAUAUCGUUGAUCGUGAAACUGUUGCGACCAGGCUUCGACUAGAAUAAAUUGAUUAAUUAUUGAAACUUUUAUGCGAAAUGGUGUCUUGAACUACGUUGAAGAUCAGUGUACUCAGUGAAACAUGUCAAAUAAAAAAUUGAUCACAAACAAAACUACUGCAGAUCCUGGUGCCCUUCCACCAAGAUACCAACCACCGCCCCUGCCUAACAGCCAGGGUAUACUCAAAAACGCCCCCAGUGACCCAAAACGGCCUCCUAAAAAUGUGGACGGCGUAAAGGUUCUCUAUCCGAACGACCAGCCAAAACUCUACCCGCACCCUCAAGGCAAACCUUAUCUUCAUUACCCUCAGUAUAACGGACCAACUAAGAACAUAGAAGAUAGUAGUAGAACAACCCAGUUACAGAUACAUCAAGAAAGCUCGCGACCACGACCAUUGGAGGAGCCAGGAAUACCCCAAGUGCAUGUUGACUUGAGAGUUCCCCAGCAACGCCAGCCCAUCAGGUACGACGACGAAUUUCUCAGACCAGAAAUGCUCAAGUUCGUGAGGAAACCCGAAGAUCCUCGAUUCAUAGAUCAAAACAGGCAACUGCAAGGCAUUUUGCUGGAACUGAGGUCCCUAAAGGAAGCUAACCAACAUCUAGCUGACGAUAACCAAGAGCUUCGAGACUUGUGCUGUUUUCUUGACGAUGACCGACAGAAAGGCAGAAAACUGGCCAGGGAAUGGCAGCGUUUCGGCAGAUAUACGGCCAGCGUCAUGCGACAAGAGGUGUCUGCCUAUCAAACAAAACUUCGAGAAUUGGACAACAAACAGCAAGAGCUGAUAAAAGAUAAUUUGGAGUUGAAAGAGUUGUGUCUGUAUCUUGAUGAAGAACGAGCCAGCAGUUCGCUGUGCUCUAGUUGCGGGAGUGCUCCUUCUGGUAAUAUGAGGGAUGAUGGGGACGGAUCUAGCUCUAGCACAAAUGCUGACGAACCUGCUGUUCCUCAAGAGUUCAAUUCUGGAGGAAACACUCAAAGAAGGUCGGAGAGUAGGGAAAGGCUGCUUCAUGAAAAUUUGGCUCGGCAAAGGAAUACAUUCAACGAUCAAAUAAUGCAGUAUGUGCGCAGCUUAGAACAACGUGUCAAGCAACUCGAAGAUGAUAAGCGAGCACUCACUCAUAAAAUCAAUCAGAUAGCGGCGACUACAGGGGACCCCAGUCUGGCAGCCCCUCAGGAUGUAGGCGGGAUGCUUAGCGGCAGACCGGAAGCAGUCGUAAGGGCUCUCCAGGUUCUCGAGGUGCGAGAGCAGCUGGAGAGAGAAGCCCACGUACCUGAAAUCACAGGAGAAAACAUGUCCGACACCAAUUCCCAGGAUAUGGAUGACGGAGAGAAGGCUUUGGUGAGAGAAAUGUGUAAUGUUGUGUGGAGAAAGCUGGAGGAUCCUGCUACACCAAGACGAUGAUUUUAAUCAAAUUAUUGGAUUAUUUU
Messenger RNA from Leptinotarsa decemlineata (Colorado potato beetle), 1816 nucleotides. Its product is annotated as coiled-coil domain-containing protein 85. NCBI's taxonomy places the organism in Eukaryota, Metazoa, Arthropoda, Insecta, Coleoptera, Chrysomelidae. The record is from RefSeq and is a predicted model, not a curated record.